Molecule: messenger RNA, 476 nt
Organism: Lingula anatina
Lineage: Eukaryota; Metazoa; Brachiopoda; Lingulata; Lingulida; Lingulidae
Product: small ribosomal subunit protein eS12-like
Biological process (GO): translation
Cellular component (GO): ribosome
Molecular function (GO): structural constituent of ribosome
Source: RefSeq, a predicted model, not a curated record
AUGAGACAGCCUGCAAGGCGUGAAGCACACAUAUGUAUUCUGGCCAGUAACUGUGAUGAACCAGCAUACGUAAAACUGGUAGAAGCUCUCUGUGCUGAACAUGGCAUUAGUCUCAUCAAGGUUGAUGACAACAAAAAGCUUGGUGAAUGGGCUGGUCUGUGUAAGAUAGACAAGGAGGGCAAAGCCCGUAAAGUUGUCGGCUGCAGCUGUGUUGUAGUCAAGGACUAUGGAAAGGAAUCCCAGGCCCUUGAUGUGCUGAAUGAGUACUUCAAGUCCAACAAGUAAACCAAAUAACCGGUUGACUUAACUGCAUUGACAGGUGUCAACAGUCUACUUGAAGAUAAGAAUGAACUGUUUUCAAAUUGUCUUUCACCCAAGAAGACUGUUGCUACAUCAGGUGUUGAAAGUAGAAUGUCAUCAGUUUUUUUUGCAUUCUGUAUGAAAAAAAAUAACGAAAAAUAAACAAAUAAAAAGUG